AUGUGGUAUGAAAUUUUGCCAGCUGCUGGAAUUAUGUUGGCGUGUAUCGCUGUGUACGAACCUAUGACCAAGGGACUAGCGCGAGUGCUUUUCGGCAGAUGGAGUGGGACCAAUUUCUUUGCCUAUCGUGACGAUUUCGCUUUACAUUUACGCGACCGCGAUCUCGUCGGUCGGCAUCAUAUCCUUCAAGGUGUUGAGGCAAUUGAUGAUGAAUAA
This is a messenger RNA of Echinostoma caproni, 216 nucleotides long. NCBI's taxonomy places the organism in Eukaryota, Metazoa, Platyhelminthes, Trematoda, Plagiorchiida, Echinostomatidae. The record is from the annotation of a GenBank genome assembly.